CAAACAUGGCGUCAAUAAUCAGGCAAAAGCAGAGUAUUCUUGACAAACCUCUCAAUAAAGGAAAAGUAGAGAUUAACAUUGGGACCUUUGCACUGCUGUUCUCAGAAAUAGUACAGUAUGCUCAGAAUCGUGUGUACACAGUACCAGAGUUACAAAAUCGGCUGUCUGAACUUGGGCAGCAUGUUGGAGUCCGAAUUCUAGAUGUGGUAUUCUUCAGAGAGAAAAACUUCAAAAGAGAAACAAAAGUGGUCAACAUGUUGAACUUCAUCAAGGGAAAUCUGUGGAAGACUUUAUUUGGAAGAGAGGCUGAUAUGCUUGAGCAGGACAACGAGGAUGAUAAAACAUAUUAUAUAAUUGAAAAGGAACCAUUAGUCAACAAGUUUAUAUCAGUACCUAAAGAUAAAGGUAACCUCAACUGUGCUGCCUUUACUGCAGGAAUUAUUGAAGCAGUAUUAAAUGGGUGUAAUUUUCCAGCUAAAGUGACUGUUCACAGACAUAAAGGAACAACUUACAUGAUCAAAUUUGAUGAGUCGGUCAUCACCAGGGACAAGAGCAUAGAAGGUCGAUAGGGACCAACUAGUGGAUAUCAGGACAUCAAUGAGGAACCCACAGACCUGAUCCAUAGCACCUUAUAGUGAAGUGAAAUCAUGAUUUGAGUGCAUUGCAAAGUGUCUGUUCUUCAUUUGGGUGAACAAUUUUGCGCUGAACUUGAUAGUUUGCAAUCAGGAAGUCAUUUUUGCAAAGAUGGCUUGGGGAAAUUAGCCUGAAUUUUUGUAUGUAAUUCUAGACAUUUCUUAUAUUGUUCAUGUGUGGUGUUUUAAAAUGUACUUUGUCUCCAUUGGUAUUGUAAAUCUGUGAAUAUGUACAUGUAUAGUACUCCUGUCUUUGAAUAUUAAAAAGAUUAUAAAUGAACGAA
Molecule: messenger RNA, 916 nt
Organism: Lineus longissimus
Lineage: Eukaryota; Metazoa; Nemertea; Pilidiophora; Heteronemertea; Lineidae
Product: trafficking protein particle complex subunit 5-like
Exons: 7
Coding region: 6-569 (187 amino acids)
Biological process (GO): endoplasmic reticulum to Golgi vesicle-mediated transport
Cellular component (GO): TRAPPII protein complex; TRAPPI protein complex; TRAPPIII protein complex
Source: RefSeq, a predicted model, not a curated record